This is a messenger RNA of Castor canadensis (American beaver), 875 nucleotides long. The record is from RefSeq and is a predicted model, not a curated record. Lineage: Eukaryota; Metazoa; Chordata; Mammalia; Rodentia; Castoridae.
AGGGCCUGGGCUGGCAUCAAACUGUAAUCCUCCUGAUAUUUGCUUCCUGAGUAGCUAGAAUUACAGGUGUGAGACACCAGUGCCCAGCCAGGUUUUAGAGUUUCAACUUGAGGUGAGGCAGCAUCCCUUCUUUGGUGUAACUUGUCUCUUGCCUGGCAGGUCUGUGCGAGAACGCGAGAAUCAUCAUCGAAAAAGUGCCAGCUCCUGUGAUGUCUCAUCCAGCCCUUCCCUGCCGAGCCGUACACUGCCCACUGAGGAAGUGAGGAGCCAGGCUUCUGAUGACAGCUCCCUGGGCAAGAGUGCUAAUAUCUUAAUGAUCCCACACCCCCACCUGCAUCAGUAUGAAGUCAGCAGCUCCUUGGGCUACACCAGUACACGAGAUGUCCUGGAGAACAUGAUGGAGCCACCCCAGCGAGACUCCAGUGCUCCCGGGAGGUUCCACGUGGGCAGUGCAGAGUCCAUGCUCCAUGUCCGACCUGGUGGAUACACGCCCCAGCGAGCACUCAUUAACCCUUUUGCUCCCUCACGGAUGCCCAUGAAGCUCACAUCCAACAGAAGGCGUUGGAUGCACACCUUUCCUGUGGGACCAUCUGGAGAAGCCAUCCAGAUCCAUCACCAAACCAGGCAGAAUAUGGUGGAGCUGCAGGGCAGCGGGCAGAGGGACCCAACUCACUCCUCUGCAGAGCUCUUGGAGUUAGCGUAUCAUGAAGCUGCUGGAAGGCACAGCACUUCCCGCCAGCCUGGUGAUGGCGUGUCCUUCAUGAACUUGAGUGGAACGGAAGAGCUUUCUGUCAGCCUGGUCAGCAACAGUGGUGCAGGUAACUCAUCCAAGAGGUAAAAGAGUUGGGAUGUUCAGAGUAGGUUCAUAUUUAGAA